AUGGUUUAUUCAAAUUCAAACAUGGGACAUUAUAAUGGUGCCGUUUAUGCUAAUGCUGGGAAAAAAAAACGAAUUGUUAAUAGAUAUAUGCCAGCAACUACAAGGCCUUCAGUACUUGGUAAUGGUGGUCAUCAUUUUGGAGUAUCAACAGUUACAUUUGACACUGUUGAAGACUUAAUGUGGACAGGAAAUCAGCGUGGAUAUGUGACAUCAUACGAUGGCUUUGAUUUACAAACAUGUACUGGAUCUUUUCGUGUUCAUCCAACACAAGAAAUACGACAAAUUAAUCCAGUUAACGACGGAAUAUUAUGUUUAACCCGAAAAACUUUGAGAUAUCAAAUACGUGAUCAUGACAUACCAUUAUUUACUCAUAAAUCAAAAAAUAUUAUUGACAUGCAAUGUAUGCUUCAGUAUGACCAGCGAUUAUUAAUGGGUGGUUAUCAAGAAAAAAUUGUUGAUUUUGAUUUAACAAGGAGUGAAGAAGUUGGUUCAAUGUAUUUUGAUGUAAAUGGUUGUACAAUUAUGAAAAAACAUCAUAAAUUAAUAUGUGCUGGUAAUGUUUUUGGAAAAAUUGAUUUACGUGAUCAAAGUACAUUAUCAAUUGAACAUACAAUUAAACCAUAUGGUCGCUCAUUGAAUGAUUUUGAUGUACAGGGAAAUUAUCUUGUAACAUGUGGCUUUAACAACAGUCCACGGGGGCUUUUGGCUCAUCCUUAUAUAAUUGUUUAUGAUUUGAGACAAAUGAGAGCUCUUAUACCAGUGCCAACAAUGGUUGCCCCAUAUUUACUAAAAUUUAUGCCAAGCUAUUCAAGUCGUCUUGCUGUUGUUUCACCUCUUGGACAAAUGCAAUUACUUGAUACAAUUCAUGCUGAGGUACAAUCACCUGUGGCUUGUCUUUAUCAGGUUGCAACAGGUGGUGCUACGGUUACAUCUUUUGAUGUAUCACCAACAUCAAAGAAUCUGGCUUUUACUGAUGUAGCUGGCUUAUUACAUUUGACAUCAAUUGCAGAUAAUCCACAGUUCGACACCUUCUCAAGCAAACGUCUGAAAAUGAAUUCAAUGAUUUCAAAGACGGGAAAGAACCUGGAAACAAUUGGCUCUGGAUUCAAUCGACCGGCAUUUCGACAAAACCAAAUACCUUAUAAUUUGGAUCAACGUCGUGGAGUAGUGCCCAAGUUCCCCGGUGAAACAAUAUUAAAAACAGAGUCCGGCAAUAUUAGUGAAAUUCCAGAUAAAUAUGUAAAAAAAGAACACAAUUUUACUAAUUUUUCUGGACUUGACGCAAAUUUGCCGAAUAGUUAUUGCAACCCAAUGCUACAGGUGAGUUUAUCAAACAUUAUUUUAUUGUAUAACCCUGUGGGAUUUUUGUUUCGGAAUCUUGAUGAAUCCAGAGGUUCUCCAUGUCAGACUGCCAAUCUUCUUCGAGCAUUCAAAAGUGUACCAGAGGCUGCGACACUUGGUCUUCUCCAGAAUGAUUUUCAAGCAGGUGCAAGUAGGAAAACCAGUCUCCUUACGCUUAUUCAGACCUGGAACAGAUUUAUCCUACACAAAAUGCACUAUGAAAUACUGGAGAGUAAAGAAUGCCAACUGGAGGAAGAAGACGAGACGGAAAUUAGUCGUUUGUUUGGUGCUGAACAAGUGGCUAUUUAUCGCUGUCUCAAGUGCGCUCGACAAAUUUCCAGGGAGUCAACUGUACUGCUCAGCGAUUUGAUAUAUCCAGAGCUAAAAAAUGAGGAAAUUGAAUUUACCACAAUAUUGGCAAGAUCAUUAAACUUGGAAAAAAAAAAGCAUUCGUGGUGUGAUCAUUGCCAAAAAUUCAAUCCGACAUUGGAAAAACGGAGCACGACCAAACUUCCUCAAGUCCUUUCUCUAAAUUGUGGUCUUGAGUCAUCGCAAGGAAGAGAUUUUUGGCAAGCUCAGAUGGAUAUAGCUGCACAAAAAGUUAUGAGCAGUAAAAAUCCCAGUCGACUUCAGCCAACAUCGAUUGAAAUGUGUCGAUAUGGUAAAAAUUGUCAGAGAACGGAUUGCAAAUUUGGUCAUACUGGAAAAAAUCAAGAUCCAGUAAGUCAACAGUCACUGAAAAAUUUGUAUUCUUCACAUUCUUGGGUUCCACAUUCUAUUGAAAUAUCAUUGGACGAUUAUGGUGAAUUAUCAAUUGAAAAACUCGAUGGAAAUAACAUUAAAAUGGAUAAUGAUAGUUUAUUGAAAAAUGAAAAAAAAAUAGAUAAACUACAGUAUACAUUGACAGCAGUUAUUUGUUCAAUUGAAGAUCAAAAGAAUGUGGAAAAAAACCAUCUUAUUUCAUCAAUAAGAGUUGGUCCAAAUUAUCAUGAACGUUCAAAUGGUAGUGCUGUUGCACAAUGGUAUAUAUUUAAUGAUAAUAAUAUAACAGCAGUAGAACCACAAGAAGCUGUAUGGUUUGAUUUAAAUUGGAAGAUACCAUGUGUAUUAUAUUAUACUGCUUUAUCAUCACAAAAAACAGCAGAAGAACCAUUUGUAAGUCCAUUAACACAUGAUGUAUUUAGUAAUGAUAAAUGUGUAGCACGUAAUCCAACACGUGAUGUAACAUUUACAAAAUUGACAAGUGAUGAAAUGCUAAAAAAAGGUGAACUCGUUGGUCUUGAUUCUGAAUUUGUAGCAUUAACAGAAAAAGAAACAAAAUUAGGAGAUGAUGGUAAAAUGACAACAAUAAAACCAAGUCAUAUGGCUGCUGCUAGAAUAACAUGUAUACGUGGUCAGGGACCACUUAAAGGCACUCCAUUUAUUGAUGAUUAUAUUCAUACGCAAGAACCAGUUGCUGAUUAUUUAACAAAAUUUAGUGGUAUAUUACCUGGUGAUCUUGAUGCAAAUUUUAGUAGUAAACAUUUAACAACAUUAAAAUCAACUUAUCAAAAAUUAAGAUAUUUAGUUGAUAAUGGAGUAGUGUUUGUUGGUCAUGGUCUUGAAAAUGAUUUUAAAGUUAUUAAUUUAGUUGUACCAGCAGAACAAAUUAUUGAUACUGUAAUAUUAUUCCAUUUACCAAAUCGUCGUAUGGUAUCAUUACGUUUUUUAACAUGGCAUUUUUUUGGUAAAAAAAUACAAUCUGAAACACAUGAUUCAGCUGAAGAUGCUCGGGCAGCACUUGAACUUUAUCAUAAAUAUUUAGAACUGCAAAAAAAUGAUACACUGGAUAAGGCAUUAAUAGAACUUUAUCAAGUUGGAAAUAAUCUUCAGUGGAAGGUUCCGGAAAACUGA
This is a messenger RNA of Aphidius gifuensis, 3234 nucleotides long. Its product is annotated as PAN2-PAN3 deadenylation complex catalytic subunit PAN2-like. Gene Ontology annotation, biological process: nuclear-transcribed mRNA poly(A) tail shortening. The record is from RefSeq and is a predicted model, not a curated record. NCBI's taxonomy places the organism in Eukaryota, Metazoa, Arthropoda, Insecta, Hymenoptera, Braconidae. Bases 1 to 3234 code for a protein of 1077 amino acids. Gene Ontology annotation, cellular component: P-body; PAN complex. Gene Ontology annotation, molecular function: protein binding; nucleic acid binding. The transcript has 10 exons.